UUUCCACCCACUCUACCAACAAUGGGUUGCCAAACCUAGACUCUCACAAUAUUCGAUAAUAAUGGCUCUUUGCAAAAAAUGCUUUUUGUUUUACUUCGCACUGCAAAUGCUAUCCAGUUCUUUGUCAAUUAGUUUGAUGGACACUCCGAUUAUGGUAGACUAUACUCAUCUUAUGUGGAAUUUGCCAUCCAUGGAUUCAGUGGAGACUCCUGAUAAGAUGAAAUUUGAUCAAUACGUAACUCUGAGUGAAGAUGGAACUGUGAAGCUUGCAUGGAAUUUUACUGACGAUAAAAUAACUUUCAAGCUAUCGGCGCAAACUCAUGGAUGGAUAGGGGUUGGAUUUGCAAAAACCCAAGUCGGAAAUACUGGAGCAGAUUUCAUUGUAGCAGGAGAUAAAAGUCAAUCAAAUUACUAUGUCGCGGAUAUGCAUGUUGAUAAAAACGGAGAAUAUGCUGUUGAUAAAGUACAAGAUGUGAGUGUAAUUGCAGUUUGGGAAGAUCAGGAUGAAACUUAUGCGAUUUUUUCUCGACCUCUUGUCUCGUGCGAUCACGAUCAAGAUGUAGAAAUUACGUCCGAUACAUUACGAAUUAUCUGGGGAGUUGGUGCUGUGGAUCCACGAGGAUCAGAGCCGGAAAGGGGAGAAUUAAUUCCUUCAAAAUCAGGAUCUUUGAAUAUAAAGUUAUUGAAUCCAAUGAAUCCCGCUCUUGACAUCAAUUCACCUGAUUCAGAAGUUGAAACAUUUGAUCUAAAAUUGGACAACAUCCAUGUAGAACUUGGAGAAUAUCGACAUUGCACCGUCUUUCGAUUUCCAGAAAUUACAACAAAGAGACACAUAGUACAGUUCGAGCCGAUUAUCACCGAAGGAAAUGAAUACAAUGUCCGUCAAAUCACUAUACGCCAAUGCACAAGGAUAGACCAGUCUUUGUCGGCAACGCAACAAGCGACGUAUAAUUGCGAUGAAGCAACAUCUUGCAAGACAAUAGUAUUAACAUGGUCUAUAGGCAUGACAAGAUUUACUUACCCUGAUGAAGUGGGUUAUCCUGUUGAAGAGGAUGCAACUUAUUUCAUGAUGGAAAUCAGAUACGUAAAUCCACAGAUAGAAGGUUUAAUAGAUUCGUCAGGACUUCGAAUUUACUACUCGUCACAGCUUCGUCAAUACGAUGCAGGCGUUAUGUCUACCGGCAGCCUGGUUCAUGAAAGUCAGAUUAUACCACCGAGAAGUACAAACUUUUUGCUGCAGGGACAUUGCAUGACAGAAUGCCUUACUAUGGCUCUUCCCCACGAUGGCCACGUAACGAUAUUUGCCGCACUACUUCACGCAAGAGAAGCAGGACGAAAAAUAAAACUACGUCAUUUCAGGGACGGAGAAGAGCUCACUCCAGUUGCUGAAGAUAAUAGCUUUCUAUCUCUUCACCAAGAAACUCAGUUUCUGGGACAGAAGAUUGAACUGCACAAAAGAGAUAAUAUGAUCGUUGAAUGUACCUAUGACACAUAUGAUCGCAACGAUAUAACUUAUGUCAACAAUUCCAAAGGUGGAGAAUCAUGUCUUGCAUUUUUAAGUUAUUUUCCAAGAACAACUAAGCUGACUGAAUGCGAGACUGCGCCGACAGAAAAUGUAAUCAUGUCAACAGUUGGUGCAGCAAGACCUGAAGAAAUGGGAAAGAUUGCUGAAAGGUUUGAGUGGACGAGCCAGCAAACUCGCGAAUAUAAUAACCGAUUGCUACAAAGUAAAGUUUACGUUCAUUGUGGAGGUUCACUGCUACAAGGACCUCGUCCCAUUCCGGCUAUUAAAAAAGUUUUUGUAGAAGAACAUAAAUGCAGAAGUGAUAAAUUAUUAGACACUACUACAACAGUGGCUUCUAAUCAAACUACUACCGAUAGUGGAGCAGGCGCCAAUUUACCUUUGGGAAAUUUCAUAAUUUGUGUUCUCAGCUUUUCAGUUUUAUUGUCAUACUUACUUUGUUCGUGAUAUUCUAUUAUGACUCCUUUGUUAAAACACUUUUCAUUGCCUUUAUCGCAAAAGCUUGGGUUGAAGUCUACCCCAAAUACCUCAGUCAAGUUGGUAAAUAGCAGCAAGUUUGUUUUAAACUGACGACGACUCAUGUGUUGAACUUGAAAUCCCAGCGAGACGGCUAUGGACGAGUUGGCCCAUUUAUAUUUGCCGAUAAGUUACAAAUAUAAUUUUUUGAAAUGGGCAGGUAUGGCUAUUUCUGUGUUCAGGCACGUAAAUGUUCUUGUUUACACUAUUGUAAUAUAUCAUGCGAAGCUCGCACGGCGCACCACAUAAUGAAUAUGAUAUUUUUUGUUAUCAUUGAAACCACAGUCUGACUUUAAUGAUUUCAGCUACAACUCGCUCCCUUUGAAUCAGUGAUGUAAUUUGUCAACCAGAUCCUCAUCGUUAAUAAUAAAAUGCUGUGAAACCAUGUCGUUUUUCAGUUUUUUUUUCAAGGUGCACUUUAUAUAUAUACAAAAAUAUGGAAUAGGUGAUAUACUGCAGCUUUUCGUUUUACAAUUUUUUUGCAACCGAUUAUUUGGUUGUUGAUAAGAUGACAUAUUUUGUUUGUUCAAUCUAUUUCAAUUUGCUAUUUUCUUGUUUUUAAAUUUAAGUUAUUGCCAAAUACACUUGCUUAUAACUAUAAUUUAUUAGGUUAGGCAGUGAAAAAUCUACUCAUGACGUAAUAUUGCAUUCACUCGUUCCUUAUGACGUCAUAAUAAAUUCCCACGUUUAUGUGAAACAAGAAAUCACAUAACGUCACAAUUUUUGAAUUUCUCCUGAACGAAAUCCUACGUACGCCACUGGGCAUGAUGAAUUUCGAAAUCAUAGAAAUAUUGAAUUCAUAUGUAUCGUAUGUUACUUUAAUGCAUUUUUUCAUUUUAAUGAAGGAAAAUAAGAACUAGAGAUUCUUUCAUGUUUUCUUCCUGAAUAACUGUCAACAUUUUGCAUUUUUAUACAUUUUGCGCAUUGUCUUGUCAAAUAUACUAUUUUCGAACAGAGA
Messenger RNA from Styela clava, 2996 nucleotides. RefSeq names its product DBH-like monooxygenase protein 1 homolog. Gene Ontology annotation, biological process: dopamine catabolic process; norepinephrine biosynthetic process; octopamine biosynthetic process. Lineage: Eukaryota; Metazoa; Chordata; Ascidiacea; Stolidobranchia; Styelidae. Gene Ontology annotation, cellular component: secretory granule membrane. Gene Ontology annotation, molecular function: copper ion binding; dopamine beta-monooxygenase activity. The record is from RefSeq and is a predicted model, not a curated record.